Molecule: messenger RNA, 1508 nt
Organism: Ziziphus jujuba (common jujube)
Lineage: Eukaryota; Viridiplantae; Streptophyta; Magnoliopsida; Rosales; Rhamnaceae
Exons: 4
Coding region: 452-1333 (293 amino acids)
Source: RefSeq, a predicted model, not a curated record
AAAAAAAAAAAUUGUGGGAGCAGAAAAUGUUCAAUGGAAUGGUCUGGUCUGAACAUCCAAUAUCACAUUGACAUUUUUGCAUUACAUAUUUAUUUAAACAUUUUCUAUACUUUGUAUUUUUUCUCUGCUUCCAAUGCACGUCUGUCAAAUACCAAAAGCACAACCCUCCUUUUUCCUUUUUUAAUAUCCUUCUUCCUCUCUACGAAGCAGUAUAUGGUUUGCCAAAAUGAACGAGCUCCAUACAACAACAAACAAAUAAUGGCGUUUUCUCUUAUUUUUCCUUCAAUCAAUCUUGCUAUCAACUGAAGAUUUUCUCGUGUAAAACAGGCUGUUAUUUAAAGAUUAAAGAAGCAGAAGACUUGGACAAAGACUUUCCUUUACUUGGUCAUCUUGUGGACUUUGAUGCAAGUGUUCUCUCUUCAUUAUACUUCUUUCCUAUAAUAGAACUAUAAUGGAUCCCUGGCCUCGAACAACAAGCAUCCAAAUCAAUUUGGGAUAUGCCCCACUUUCAUCCACUACUGACUCCUUCUAUGCUCAUCCAACAGCAAACGGUAUUACCAGUAUUAAUGAAAACAUUAGAAGGAGUGAUCACAUUGACAGAGAAAUAACUCAGCGCGAAGCAGAGAUACAUAAAAUUCAGAAAGAAAUCAUAGACUUGGAACUUGCAAGUAGGCGUACAGUCGAAGCACAAGUUAGAAGAGAAAUUCUAUUGGAAGGAGAGCUUAAAAUGCAAAGGUCAGAACCAUUAAAAUUUCCAUCAUCAUCAUCAUCAUCAUCAUCCACGUUGAUGCAUCAUCAUUGCUAUGGUGGAUAUGAUCAGGGGAGACUGCUUGAUGAAACCAUGCCCUCUCAGUCUCUUUAUGAUUCUGGAGCCUCUAAUAGAUUCUCAUACAAGAGAUUCUCAGAAGCAGCGGUGAAUGAGGUUGAACCGCCAUUUCAACGCCUUAGAAAUUUUGAUGGUAGAUCAUCAGCUAUUGCUCCUGGUAUUGCAGGACUUCCCUCAUCAGCUAGUUCAGGGAGGUUGUUGGUUCUGCCUAAAGUCUUUCAUCCCAAUCUGUCUGGAACAAAGAGGAAAGAAACAGAAGCAGCAAUGGCGGAACCUAUGAUGCUUCCUUUUGUCAAUAAAAAGAAUAAAAAAUUGCAAUCCCAGCACAAGGAAUGGAGUUGCACUCUGUGUCAAGUGAGGGCUACUAGUGAACAAGGUUUGAGAGAUCAUUUGAGGGGAAAAAAACACAAGGCAAAAAUGGCAAAGAAAAUGAAAGGUAAGAAAACAACGCCCAGAAAAUUCAAAGGGAUUAGGAACCAAACAAACAAGCAGCUUCAAGGUUGUUAAACGCACUAAAUUUAUGUUUAACUUGUUUAAUCAAGAGAAGAUUUCAUGAAUUUCAUAUCCCUGUAUAAAUAUAUAUGUAUGGCUUAUAAUUUAGAUGUUGCAGCCAAAUUAUCUGACACUGAAAAAUAUCAACUUUUGAGAUAAGGAUGAACAGAAGGUCUGCAAUUUUUUUCCA